Macrosteles quadrilineatus (aster leafhopper) is the source of this 7794-nucleotide messenger RNA. RefSeq lists its product as uncharacterized. NCBI's taxonomy places the organism in Eukaryota, Metazoa, Arthropoda, Insecta, Hemiptera, Cicadellidae. Bases 195 to 4331 code for a protein of 1378 amino acids. The record is from RefSeq and is a predicted model, not a curated record. The transcript has 8 exons.
ACCAUGGAAACCAGCCUGGGCUGCUGAAGGGUUGGGUCCACAGUCUGGUGAUGUUUGGCCUCGGUGGCUCUGUGUGAUCUGUGUCGACUGUGAGGACCACAAACAUCUUCAUCACCAACAUCAACAUCAUCAUCAACAACAACAGCAACAACAGCAGUCAUCAUAACCGUGGAGUCAUGCCAGGCCCGUGAGACAUGUGCUGCGUCCAGGCAGAGCGUGUGUUCCCCGCAUCUGACAGUGAGGAGAGCGAGGAGCCUCCCUCCAGAGGUCUUUCUAGGACGUGUCCUCCCCCCAGGGAUCUGCCCCUGUGGCGAGGGUUCCUCCCCGACGCACCACCAUGCCGCCACCACACUGCCGCCUCCGCCGUCGCCGCCUCCAUGCUGCCCGCACGGCGCUCCUUCUCCUCCUCAGUGGUCGCCGAGCUCAGCGCUGUCGGGCCCGGUCCACCUGUCGACUCCUGUGAAUUCCUGGAUGGAGGGGCAGUAACACCGCCAUGCUCACCCACAGAAUCACCGCCCCCGGCGCCCGCCCCCGCCGCCCCCAGCUACUACAUCUCAUCACUAAGGGCGUCAGCACGCCGUGGAGGCGGCAUCAGCCCGGACAAAGAGAAGGACCCUGUCACCAAACUUCUCCGCUUCCUCAAGACCUUCUACAGAGAGCUGGCGUCACGUGACCCCGCUAACUACCCUCCCUGGGCCCCUCCCCUGCCCAGCGGCACGUCCUGUCCUGCUACCUUCGAGCCCUCACUACUGUUGGUGCCCACCACCAGUCGCGGGGACACCGACACCAAGGACCAAAUACGGCUGGACCAGAUAUUCUCUGCAGUCAGAACAUCAGAGGGUGUCGUCCACGAAGCUCCGAGACGAGUAGUCAUCGAAGGUGGUCCUUGCAGCGGCAAAACAACGUUGUGCCUCAAACUGCUGCACUGUUGGGCGGCCAAAGACGACUGGUUCGGUCCUCAAAUACAACUAGCUUUAUUUGUACCACUUCGGGAGCUCAAAGGCUCUACGAUAUCACAUUACCUUAGUAAAGAGUUGUUACCUAAAGCAGCUGGGGGAAGUAGUAGCUUUCUGCAAGUUUGGAAAACGUUAAAUCAGUUAGAAGAUAGACUGUUGUUUGUUCUAGAUGGCUACGACGAAGCUUUAAGAAUCGGUGGAUUUGAAAGUGGUAACAAAUCCACAAGUAAUGGAGUUUCCGGCGGUAGAGAAGUUCUUGGAGACACCCUCGAAUUACUGGAGGGCAAGAUAUUUCCAGAAUGUAGAGUUAUCGUGACGUGUUGUGCAGGAUGGAGUAAUGAUCUAUCAAACUACGUACAACGGAGAAUCGUAUUAAAUGGUCUAGAUUGGCAACAUGUAGAAAAACUAGCUAGUGCCUAUUUCGUGGGUAGUAAAAAACAGGAUCAUGUUACUCGACUUUUAGACACCGUGUGCUCUAGCCCAGCCGUUUUGAGGCCGUUAGCUGCAUGGCCUUUGGGCUGGUUGAUGCUAUGUGUACUAUACGAAGAGGACUGUGGAUACAUUCCGACCGACACGUUGGAUCUUCACCAGGCUUUAUUCAAGUGCCUUAUACGUCGUAGUCUGGUGAAAAGAGGAGAUAUGCUUACGUGUCCAUUAAGCAACUCUACCGAUCUCCCUGGCCACUGUAAAAAGUUACUAGCAGAAUUUGGAAAGCUAGCCUUAGCUUGCAUCAAGGAAGAUAGAUUCAUGUAUACCGAUGGAGAAAUUCGAUCACAUUGUCGAGGAGGCAACCUAGAAGUAACCGAACUCGGGUUUUUGAUAAGAGGACUUAACUUUUCUAAAUGUCACGUUCAAAAGAAGAGAUCGGACUGCUACACUCCUAUACAUAGAUCUUUUGCAGAGUUUCUUGCCGCAUAUUACAUAUCAUCAGUAGUGCAUUACGCAAACAUUCUACGAAGAGAGCUCGAAGACCUUCCUGGUCUUACAGGAAACCCUAAUGGCAUAACAGAUUCUAGCACACUUUUAAUCUUGAGAUUUCUGAUGGGAUUGCUUGGGAGAAAAGGUCAUCUAGUAUUUAACCAGUUCAGUCCAUUGGACGUGCCAACGAGGACACUAUUCAUGCUUCUUCAGGCGUGUGGGCCAUCCGAGGCCAACGUCGCAGCAGUCAGCCGGUUGCUGGGAGCUUCGACUGGCUGUUGGGUAACAGGAAUGGGGAGAGUGAAUCCAGGGUCUAAUCCAAAAGUUCCUAUCCCUCUGGUCCACACUGCUCCAUUAGAGCUAGAAGGGUGGGCAAGUGUCCUUAAAAGUGAAGCGUGCUCUUUAGAAGCCCUAGAACUGGUUUUCCAAUUCGAUAAAGGAGCCGACUGUGAAGAGCUUCUAGACAGUUUCUUUGCGGCGUUGUCGGCCAAUGAUAGCGUCAGAAUAGUGAGGAUUUCGUCACUGUUAGGACAUGAGUUUACCACGGCUGAAGUAGAACGUCUAGCAGUGUAUGUCAAAACUACUUUGCCCAAACCAAGACUUCACACUUUCGAGCUUGUCAUCACUUGCCUCGAGGAUGGAAUACAAGAAAGGUUCCAGCCGCUUGUGGAUGCUCUGGCCGAGUCUGUCCAGCACGCAGCCUCCGCAUCGCUCAGUAAGCUGGUUCUGGAUCUCAACCUGGGGACCUCGCAGGUAGCUCAGCUGUGUGGCGCACUAGAGGACGCUCCUCAAGUCACCGUGCUGCAUCUCCCUCACCUCGGCUGUGGCAGAGACGGCCUCAAGGCCAUCGCCAACCUGGUCAAAGCGAGGCCUCUGGUGGCCCUAAACCUUACCGGCAGCUGGGGCAUGCGUAGAGACGAUCCCCCUUCCUCCACCGGUUCAGGAAGUGGUAGCAGUGGAGGCGUCGGAAGCACUAUGAGCACUUUACAGGCUACAAAGGCAUCCUUGUCCCCCAAGACCUCGGGCAGCUCAAACUACUAUUUCUCGUCACUACCCAGAGGUAUCAUGGGAGCCUACAACAGCCUGAGCCGACCGGCCACUCUGCCUCGUCAGCCUCUGCACCAGAUCAUGCUAGAUGGCUACGGCACGACCGACCACAAGAGAAACUCCGAUUCAAUUCUGUUCCAAAGAUUGUUUCAUCCGUUGCCGACGUGUGACCCAGCUGCCCACGCCAAUUCGGGGUUCCACGAUGUAUUCGAGGCCAUCCGCAGCUCCGGGUGUAAGCUCAAGAGCCUCAACGUGAGCAAGUGUCUGCUAGGUGCUGAGGACGCGCUUUGCCUGGGGGAGACUGUCAGACGGUGUACUUGCCUGGAUGCCCUCAAGCUGGAGGGUGGCACAAGACUGGGCGAGGUAUUGCCGGUGCUACUAGGUCUGGGUGACAACAAGUCUCUGCAGCUGCUAGACCUCGGCUCCCAGAGACUGGUGCUAGAGGACGGCCCUACCCAGCUGGUAUGUCAGUCACUGAUCAAGAACAAUAGUCUCAGGCUGCUCAGUCUUGAAGGCUGGACGUUCAGGAUAGAGGAAGAAGGUUCACUGCCAGUUUUUCUCGCCUUCCUGCAGGCCACCUCCAUCCGUGACCUGGUUCUGGCCAACUGUCGCCUCCACAUGGCAGUACACGAUGGCCGCCUCUCACGCCUGGGUCGCCAAGACGACGCUGUGGCAGAACUUCUUACUUGUCUGCCGCACUUUGUCUCUCCCAGCAUCGUGUUCCUGCGACUCGGAGGGUUCCAAGUGACGGUCAACGACCGAGUGGCUCUCAGGGGUCCUCACCUGCUACCGUUCCUCAGAGGAUUCACUCACCUCAGCGAUCUAGACUUGUCUAUGGAGAAGCACUCGGUCGGUCACUCCAACAGCAAUCCACUCAUCAUUGACGACAAGACGUUAAUAACCUUCUUUCAGACCUUAUCCAUGCACUUCAGGACUCUACAGAGUCUCAAAAUGAGCUAUUGGCGAGUAUCCUUGGAGGAAUGUGAAAAAACUUUGAAGACGAUUGGAAGGUAUUUGAAAACUUGUUCUCUGAGCUACAUAAAGACUAACGGUCUGGUGGUGACGGACAAUGUGCAUAGAACCUCUUUAGAACACUUGUUCCUCCAGACGGUGGUGUCGAGUCUCAGUCUGCUGACGUGGAUGAGUAUUGUAGGGGUCACCCUGACACCUGGGCAGGCAGCGGGCUUCGGAAAAUGUAUCCGGGAACGGUUCCCGGGAACCAUGCUGGAGUUGAGUUCGAAGGAUGUCGGGAAUGAAGCUCUCAAGUCAUUGAUAUCGUCACUAGAAGAAGGGGGUAAAAUAGAAGUCCUUUACCUUGGUGGUCCUUCUUGUAAUCUUCGUAUUCUUAGGAUCUUAAAAAAUCAAAAACUAAGAGGAAAAUUUCGCCGCUUUACCUCUUUAAAGGAAUAGUUUUGUCUACGAUUCGUUUUAUACAAUGUAAUGUUGAUGUUGAAAGUAUUUAUUUUACUUACAAAAAAUAUAACAAAGAAAAUAAUUUAAUAACAAUUAAUAAGUUUAUUUUUAACUUUCAAAUAUCAUUUUAAUCGUGUGACUAUGUAAUUGUAUCGUAAGAACAGUCCUACGAUGAAUUUCAAAAUAGUAUAUUUUAUAUGCUUGGCAGACAUCUAUCAAACUGAGCAGGUUUUAGUGUUCUCUACAAAACAAUAGUCUGACACUGUGGUGACCAUAAUAUUAAUCAAUCACAGCUCUUAUUUCUUAUAAAAAUAAUUUAAACAAAACCAACGUUACUAUUUCCAAAAAGCUAAUUUCCUAUUAUACAAAAAUCCAGCUUUUUAAAAUUAACAAGCUUUAAUUUCUAAUUGCAUAUUUAACAAUACUUUUGUUGUUGUAUCUUUCAUAUUUUUUCAUAGUUAAGUAAGUUACCUUUUAUAUUUAGUAGUUGCCCUAUCGUUCUUGAUGUUGUUGUUCAGUAGUUACUGGUGCGCAUUUCGCCUAAUUGAGGAAUCUUUAGAGAAUCUACAAUAUUUCAACUAAAUGUUCAAUGUUUAUGAAACACUAUUGUUAAUUUAACUACUGAACAACAACAUCAAGAAUAAUUAGGCAACUAAAAAAUACAAAAGGUAAGUUAAUUAUAAUAAGUUCCUGGAAACUAGGUUACACUGUAAAUAAUAUGUUCUUACGUUUUCAAGCUUUCCAUCGCAGAUUAUGAUUGUUUGCUAUACAUUCACCAUGUUAUUUAGAAGCACCGAACAAUAUUUUGAUUCGUCGUAGGUCCAGUUUACUGUACUAAGAUGUAUUAAAAUUCCCUUGAGGUUUUAACUGGUGAAAUAUGUAAAUAACCAUUGGAUGUGACUGAUUUUGAAAGCUAUGUUCGUAUUAGUUCAGUCGCGAGUAUGAAUAUAACUGUAUUGUAGGUGAUAGUGAAAAUAAAUAUAUAAUCGUAAAUCGCACAACUGUUACAACAUAAGUGAAGAAAAAACAAAUAUUAUUUGUUUCCCAUUUUUUUUAUAUCGAAAAAUGUUUUUUGAGUAAAUGUGUAUUAAUAUUUUUUACCUUGUAUAUUAUGUAUAAAUUUUUAAAAAAUCUGGAAAUACAUAAUUAUUUUUAAGCUCUGCUAAUUAUUACUGUAUAUAUGAGUGGUGAUAUGACUUUGAAUAGCUAUGGUUAAUAAUAGUUGUAUAGACUUGUGUUAUGUUUUGUAAUUAAAAAUAAUAUAUACCUAUAUAUUUCAAGUAAAUCUUUCGUAAGAGUUAAAUGUGUGGCUCUUUUAUUUUUCUAAUUAAUAUUUAUAGAUUAUAUUACACAUCGAUGAUUUAAAAUAUAUAAAUAAUGUUAUUCGUUAUAAGAGGGUUUUGUAUUUUUAUACUUUGUUCACAUCGCGAGUUUCACUAUUAUAGUAGUUCUCGGGUGGAGUGUGUGGCUACACCACUAGUUUGCACUCUGAGUCAUCAAAAGCGUAAAGGGUUCUAAAACAUCCACGAUCAAAUUUGGAUCUAUGUAAAGACAAUUUUGUACUUUUUUCUUAACCUCACAUAUCCUAGGGUCGACUCUCAUCUCAAAGCUGAGGCUUAUAGUCCUUUCCUCCUCACCUCAGUGUUGGUUACUUUUGUAUCAUUGUUUACCUUAGAAUAUUACAUAGUGCUGUACAUAGUAGUUGUUAUUGUUACACUGUAUCUGGAAUUCCAUUGUUUGAUAGCAAAGGUAUGCUCGUCGGUUGUUUUGCUAUGCUUACAUUUUGUAUUGCCUGUACACCAUUCUUCUCACUAUCUUUCUCGUACCCGUUUUAUCGACUAUUAUUGAUAUUCCAAACAUAAUGAAACCUUGUCAUUGUACAUUUUAAUAAGUUUUAAAAUAUCCUGGAAAUCUAUUUAGCUCUAAAAUACGUCCUUGAAAUGAAGUAAUUAUCACAUAAGAAUAAUUAUGUACGUGGAAUUCAGGUUAUUCUUAUAGACCAGUCGUAUUCAAUAAUGAAUUAUAAGUAAGACAACUUCAUUAAAUUAUGAUUCUAUAAACAUUUCUUGACACCGCGGUCCACAAUUCGGCAAUGUUGUCACAGUGGUUUGUUUUGAACUUAGGCUGUGUUAGCUCAUAGUAAAACGCUAAGUCUAGAAUCUCAAUAUCUAAGCAAGGACACCAAGCUGGUAAAAUGACAUAGGGUGAUUAGGAAUAAAUCUAACGACAUUAACAGAUUAAUUCAAUUACUACGGUAAGCAAUUAUUGAGGAAAAUCCCUUGAGUCAGGAGUUGUAGAAACACCUUCCAUUUAGACUAAAAGUAAAACACAAACGUAAAGUACAGCAUAAAACAUAAACACUUUAUACUUACCAAUUGCAAUGGGGGAAUCUAGCCCAUUCGUUCGUUACACCGAGAUGUGGUCACUGAUACUAAGAUUUUCAUGUAAUGAGUACAAAAACGUGCACAAAUAAAUAUCAAUACCAGAUAUAUAUGCAUUUAAACUACUAAUAUUAACACGAAGCAUAAUUAAUACAUUUUUAAAAAUCAAUAAGAAUUUCGUUGUGAUACAUAAUGUAUACUUUAAAAAUUAAUUUGACGUAAAAAGACACUGUUACCGCAUUUUAACUGAUUUUCACAAGUCAUAUGUGACUUAUACAUAUCUCUAAGUAGGCAUUAUUCUACAAAACAUUAGCAAGAAUGUAACACAAUAGCUGUUUAUUAUUAAUUCAUACGCUAUUAAUUAUUUUCUACAUUUAAAUUAUAAAAAAAAGCAAAAGGGAAAAACGAUCUUGCUUAAUAUUUUUGUUUGGAUUAAAGUGCUCAAAUAAUAAUUAAACUGCAUUAAAUACAUAUUUUUUAUUCAUUAGACAGAAUAACUAGCAUUCCACCAAUCAAUGACAAUAUUAAAAUGAAACUGCCAUGUAUAUUUUCUUGUAUUGAACUACAUUUUUUAUAGAUCUCCAGACAUUUUACAAACAUGAAUAAACAAUUAUAUGAUACAAUUACUAAUAAAUAAAAACACAAACUGCAUAGAAAUGUUUAUUAUGGUAUUAACAUUUUAAAAUAUAAAGCUGCAGUUGAUUAACCUAGCCAAUGACUACCCCUCUGUCGCACUCCCUCUAGUCAUGAUGUUAUUGCAUUCUAACGUGUUGUUUCUACAGAGCUGGUUUGUGCACUUUUCAAGUUGUUAAUUGUUCGCUUGAAUGUCUUUGUUACAAAUUGUAUUUUAGUGAGGCCAUUUGAAGUGCUUCUUUGGCCAGUUUAGAGUAUGAUAGAGUAUGAAUAGAGGUUAUAAAAUUUAAUUGCUGUUUUAAAAUAGAAUGUUGGAGUUGAUUCUAUGUACCUUAAUGUUUAUUAAAAAAAUGUAGGCAUAUUUAUAUCCUGUGUUAUUUUUAUAAAAGUUCUGGUCUCAAACGUUAUGUUAAAUGUGUUUAUAUACAAAAACUUUAAUAAAAGUA